Messenger RNA from Lates calcarifer (barramundi perch), 1624 nucleotides. RefSeq names its product dynein axonemal assembly factor 4. The record is from RefSeq and is a predicted model, not a curated record. Lineage: Eukaryota; Metazoa; Chordata; Actinopteri; Centropomidae. The transcript has 9 exons. Gene Ontology annotation, biological process: outer dynein arm assembly; heart development; cilium movement. Bases 91 to 1290 code for a protein of 399 amino acids. Gene Ontology annotation, molecular function: nuclear estrogen receptor binding.
CCAUAGCAACAGGACGCAGAAGUCGGUUAGUAACCGGACUAUAUCGGUGUGUGUGAGUAGGUAAAGGUCGGUGUGAGUGCGGACAGGAGGAUGCCUUUACUAGUGACAGAUUAUUCCUGGACUCAGACUGAAACCACGGUUUAUAUCCACGUGCCUUUAAAAGGGACGGCUGCCGGGAAGGUGGACGUCGUGUCUACAGACGAAUACCUAAAGGUGCAUUUCCCACCGUACCUGUUCGAAGCUUUCCUCUUUGAAGCUGUGAAUGAUGACAGGAGCUCAGCUAAGAUUAGAGAGGGAGAGGCGGUCAUCAGUCUGUCCAAGACAACCAACAACAUGUGGAGACACCUGAUGAGAGAUACAGAUGAUAAAAUAAAAAAGAUGCAGGUCAGAGAAAGAGCUCUGUUAAAAUACCAGGAGAAACUUUGUUCAGAGUCCAGAUCCAAGGCAGAGAAACAGCGAGCUGAGAGAAAAUAUGCACUGGAGACAAUGAUGAAGCUUGAACAGGAGGAAAGACACAGCAUCCAGAGGAUUAAGGACACUGAGCGACAGAGGACCACGACAGAGAUGGAAACAUGGCAGCUGAGACAGAAACAAAGAGCAGAGGAAAAAUCUCAAGGAAAACUCCACAGGGAUGAUCAUAACAAACUCAGAGCAGAGAAACAGCCACAGGGACAUUCAGGUCAAAGUGACAGGAAACAACCAGCAGACUUGCCUGCUCCAAGAACCAGUAGAAACAUUCAAGUCACAUUCACUCCACGAGUUUUCCCAACAGCCCUCAGGGAAUCCAGAGCAGCAGAGGAGGAGGAGUGGCUGAGAAAACAAGCUGAAGCCAGACGUGCAGUAAAUGCAGAUGUUGAAGAGCUGGGGGACCUGAAGGAGGAGGACAGAAACCCCGAGUGGUUAAAGAACAAAGGAGAUAAAUGUUUUAUGACUGGAGAUUACCUGAGUGCAGUGAACGCCUAUAACUUGGCCAUCAGGCAAAACAAGAGGAUCCCAGCUCUGUAUUCAAACCGGGCUGCAUGUCAUCUGAAGUUAGGAAACCUUCACAAGGCUAUUGAGGAUUCCUCUCAGGCUCUGGAUCUGUUGAUUCCACCAGUUGCUGCUAAUGCAGCUGCCAGAGCCAGAGCCAGUGUCCGCAGAGGAUCCGCUUUCUGUCGGCUACAGUUAUAUGCUGAAGGGUUACAGGACUACCAGGCUGCUCUGAAGAUCGACCCUCACAAUGAAGCGUUGCAGACAGACACACAGAGAAUACAAGACAUUAUUCAAGGCUCUGCAGCUAAGACACACUGAGACAGAAAACAUAGCUUGUUAUGAUCCCUGCUGCAGUGAAAGACUGGCUCCAAACCUGCUGACUUACUUUAAUAUGGAAAAGCUGCAUUAGCUACAGACAUGAAACAGAAAUGAGAAGGUGUCUGUGUGUAACUGCAGAUUAAGAUAUAAAGCAGAGUGCCCCCCCGUGGUCAAAUGUUGUACCUCCUAAGAUCAGUCAUUCUACUUUGAGUAUGAACAUGGUGGAGAAGAAAAGUGGUCAGUGUUGUAAGAUGUCUGGCCACAGUAGUUUUUUGUACUAACGUUUGCCAAUGUAUUUUCUGUCUAUUUGAAAACGUCUUAAUAAAAGGUGGUU